This is a messenger RNA of Caenorhabditis auriculariae, 8082 nucleotides long. The record is from the annotation of a GenBank genome assembly. Lineage: Eukaryota; Metazoa; Nematoda; Chromadorea; Rhabditida; Rhabditidae.
AUGUCGUUCCACAAAAAGAAAUUCACGUUCGACGACCCAGAAGACAGUUAUUGGAACGAGAGCGAUUCGAACAAUUCCUCGCUUUUCGACGAUUUGCAAUCCAAACAAGUUAUUUAUCCAUCAUUCUUGUUGGGACUUUGAUGGAGUAGUUUAGUUACAAGCCCGAGCCGCCGUUGACAACCUCUUCGGGCAGGAAGAUGCGGUAGCCGUUCCGAAAUUCCCGAAAAGCAACUUGACGACACCUGUUCCCAAUGAUGUUCAGCUUUCUAGGUUGAAGGAAAUACCGUAAAUGAAAAGAAUUAUGAUUUUCAGUGCAUCACCAAAAGUUUCCGGGAAACUGGUCGAUGAUUUUUUGAACAACCGCUUGGCGGAGGUGAAAUUGGUCGGUUUAAUAAGUGAAAAAAGACCUUUUUUUAACGUUUCUUGAAGUUUAUGAUAGCUAAAAAUUGAUAAUUCGUUUCAAGACCCCGGAAAAAAUGCCUCCAUCAGCCCCUUCGGUAGUUUCCGAAGCCAGUGCGAGCAGCUUGCCAAGCGAGGCUCAGAGAUUGGAUUUGGACUAUUCAAGGCUCAAAGCCGAGCAUCGGAAGCUUCAGCAACAUCUUGAGGUUCGAAAUGGCUCGAAAUUUCCGUUUCGAAACGAUAUUUUCAAGACAGUGAGACACGACAGAUUCCGUCCGAUUGACGUUAAUAAAGCCGUGGAUCGACUAUUGAGGGGUCAGCACGUGGCUUUGGAUUAUUAUCGAUCGAUGGAUGAAAAAGUUUUGCAAAAACCUUGCAAAAAAAGGAAAAAUGAAAGAGAAAUUUGCAGUUGGGACUUCUGAAAGCUUCGGUCAAUUGCCAUGACCCCAAUGUGGUUAUUCAGGUUUUCUUUUUCAAAUUUUUUCCGAAUAUACGAUAUCAUUUUUCAGGGUUUGAAAUCGCUUUUUUUAUGUAUUUUAUAUUUAAGUUUUGAAAAAAAUUAAAAAAAUGGAUUUUUUUGGGGCUUAAAAAAAUUGGCAGUUUUUCAGCUGAAUUUUUUUGAACUUGAAAAAAAUGAAAAAAAGUUUGAAAAAAAUCGAUUUUUGAAGGUUAAAAAUUGCCUUUUCUAUCUCAAUUUUUAGAUCAAAGCUUAAAUUAAGGCAUCAAAAAAAUUAUUUUUUUCCGGAAUUUAAAAGAAGAAAAAAAGGCUUUUUCCAUUUUUUUAAUGACCAUAUAAAAAAAUUUCCUUGAAAAAAAUUGGACUUUUUUUGAAAAAAAUUUUUUUAAACUUAACCCGUUAUUUGUCAAACGUAACGUCCAGAAGGUGACUGGGGAAGUUAAAAACGGUGAUUAAUAGUUUUUUUUUUCAAAGGGGCCAAAUUUUUAGGGUUUCUUGUGUAGUUUAAUGAUAAAAAUUUUUGCGAUUUCUGAAGGAUAUUGAUAAUUUAAAACUAUUAAAAUCGAUUUUUUUGAAGGAAAAAAAGUUGGCGUUUUGUUCAAAAACUUGAGCUGAAAUUUGAGCGUUUCAUAGGAUUUGACAUGAUUUUUCUCGGAAUUUGUGACUUUUUCAAAGUUUUUUUAAUGACCAUAGAAGCCAAAUAAAAAAAUAAAAAUCAGCCAAACAAUCUGUUGAAAUUUUUUUAAAAGGAGAAAAAAAGUGACUCUCCCAAUUUUUUUAAUGAGCAUAUAAAAAAAUUUCCUUGAAAAAAAUUAGGGCUUUUGAUAUUAAAGUUUAACCUGUUAAAUUUUUUUGAAACGUCUAAGAGGUGACUGGGGAUGUGAAAAAAAGCUGUUAAGUAGCCAUUUUUUUCGAAAAAUAGACCAAAUUUUUUUAUGCUUUUUUUCUUGCUAUUCAAGGAUAAUGCCUUGCCGUUCGUGCAGUUUUUUUGAAUCGUAUUAAAAAUUUGAAAAAAAUAUAAAUAUCAAUUUUCUAAUGGUUGAAAGUUGGAAUUUUUGUCAAAAAAACCAUUUUUUUGUUGAAAAAUUCGAUAGGAUUCGGAUGAUUUUCGUCGAAAAAUUUCGAAAAAAAUUAGUGAUUUUUUUAAAGUUUUUGAAAAAAAUCAUAGGAGCUUAAAAAAAUAUAAUCCGUUUGAAAAAAAUUCAUAAUUUUGAACUUUUUAAUGUUGUCCAAAGGGUUGGAAAAAGGUACAAAAAAAUGCUGAUGAAAAGUCAAUUUUUUUCGAAAAAUUCACUAGAUUUUUUUAGCCUUUUUGUGUAUUUUAAUGAGGAUUUUUUGCAGAUUGUGCAGUUCAUGAAGUGUAUUUACAUUUUGAAAACAUUCAAAUCGAUUUUUGGAGGUUCAAAGUUCGAAUUUUCGUCCAGAACCCUUUCAUUGAGCUGAAAUUUUAACGUUUCAUAGGAAUUUAAACGACUUUUCGAAGUUUUUAAAGAUCAUAGAAGCUUAAAAAAGUAGGCUGAUUGAAGAAAUUCAUAAUUUUGAACUUUUAACAGUUUCAAAACGUCCAAAAGGUGACUGGGGAAGUAAAAAAUGCUGAUAAAUAGCCAUUUUUUUUUCGAAAAUUCAUCAUUUUUUUAAACUUUAUUGCGUAUUUUUUUAUGAGAAUAUUCUGCAGAUUGUACAGUUCCUGAAGCGAAGUUUGAAAGAAAAACUCUUUUUCGACGUCUUGAGGGAAAGCCCCGAAGCGGUCAGCGUCUACGUGGAACAUCUCCAAUCAGCCGACCAGAGCGACGAACUUUGCAAUUUUUUAUUGUGUGUUUUGGGCUAUAAAAUCAAGUUUUUAGCGUUAAAAUCGAGUUUUACGAUGAGAAAAUUCAAGUUUUUAGCGUUUUAGUUCAGUUUUUCUUGAAAAAAAAAUUGAUUUUCUAGCGUCAAAGUUUAGUUUUUCAUGAGAAAAGUCAAGAUUUCAGCUUCGGAGCUCAGUUUUCAUGGGAAAAGUCAAGUUUUUAGCUUUGGAGUUCUGUUUUUCAAGUGUUCAGGGUUAAAAUUGAGUUCUACCUUACGAAAAAUCAGGAUUUUUGCCUCAAAAUUAGGUUUUACUGAAAGAAAAUCAAGGUGUUAUCUUAAGAGCUCAGCUUUUCUAGAGGGAAUCAAGUUUUCAGCUUAGAAAUUCAUUUUUUCCAUGAGAAAAGUCAGAAUUUUACCGUCGAAAUUGAAUUUUUCUGCGAAAAAUGUUUUUAUUGAUUCAAUUAUCUAGAUUAAAAAAACUGAUUUUUUUCAGUACUUUUUUUAUGAUUUUUUUGAACAAUUAAUCACAGGUAUUGUCUUAAAAAUGAACAAAAUUUCAGCUGAUUGUCACGUUUUUCGAGGCUUUUUUUGUUCGUAUUUCAGAGAAAUGGUCGUUUUUUUCGAGAUUUUCAGAUUUAAAUCUACUUUUUUUUAUAGAUGUUCUUCUUUAGAUUGAGUGGGAAUAGUUCUGAUAUAAUUUCAUAGUUAGAAAAAAAUAAAAAAAUAUGUUUUUCAGUGCGAUGGGAAAAAAUUCGAACACGCGGCGAUGGCCGAAUAUUCGGCCGCCUCAAGGUGCAAGCAAAAAGAGAGAAAGGUAUGAAAUAAUAAUUUAAAUCUUUUUUUAGCCUCCCGGUUGAUAUUUUGAUACAACUUACUUGCUUUUAGGAUCUUUUUAAUUUAUGAAAAAGAAAAAAAUUAUUUUUUUGAAUGCUUCAAAAAUCAGCAAACGCAAUGAAAAAUUAAAAGAAAAAGGCGUUUUUUUAAGUUUUAUAACUAGCAGUUUAGAUCUGUUUUUCCUUAAAAAGUUCUGAAAAAGUUGUCCAAGGUCCUUAAAAAAAGAACAAAAAAAUUCUAAAAAUGUGCAAAAGUCCCUACUUAUCUCUUUUUUUCUACCUGUUUGAAAAAAAUUUUUUUAUCUCUCAUUAUCUUAAUUUUACUACUAUGAUCUUCUCUUUUCAACAUCUUUCCAUUUGCAUGAUAAGGGGUUUAAAGACCUUUUUGAGUUCCUAAAAAGUUCUGCUCCUUCUCCCGGCUUUUUCAAGAAAAAUGACUCUUUCUUUGGAUUUUUGUUAUUUUUUUCUUGGCUUUCAUUACGAACUUUUUAUCUGCAUAAAAAGGCUUCUCCGAUAAAAGUUAUUCAAAAGGCGCUAGGAAGGUCUUUCAAAGGCUUUUUUAAUAGGGAACGUUUUUUACCCUCCCGGUUGAACUUAUGAUGAAACUUUGCUAAAACUACCUCCCUGAGGCAAAAACUUGUAUUAUUAUGAACAAAACUACCUCCCGGAGGUUGGAACUUGAUUUGAUUCCCUAAUUUUCCGAAAUUCUCGAGAGCCAACCCCUCCUUCCGGACAGUAUGAGUUCUGUACUUGCUCAUCUAUGCUUGGAAGGUUUUUUGAAGGACUUUUUUAGGCAUUUUCAAACUUUUCUCCUCAAAAAGUAACCAGGAAAACGUUCAGAUCCAACUCCUUCGGAACAGUAUGACGGGCUCUUUCUCGAUCCCCGAACUUCGGGCCGAGCAAGUCAUUAUCAGCGAUCAGAUCAUGUUGCUCGAAACUCAAACUGCCAUUGAGGUUCAUUUUAAAAAAUUGCAUGGCUUAGAAAAAAAAAUGAAAAAUUAUGGAAAAUUCAGUGGCUUCGAAGAGAGAAAAAGUAGUUAAAUUUUUUUAAAAAAUUAAAAAAAAAUUUCGGCAGGAAUUUGAGAAUUUAGAGGUUUUGAAUAGAGAACUUGAAGUUGACAGAAAAAUUAAAGUCCUGAAAAAAAGGACUUUUUUUAGCUUUUUAAAAAUUUGAAUUGUAAAAACGUUGUUUUUUUCGGUUUAGAAAAAGCUGAAAAAUGGAAAAAGCGGUUUGAAAAAGUGAGCGAAAAUCCCUAGAGGGGCUACUUUUGCAAGUACCCUAAAUAGGGAAGGUAAGAUGUUCCUUAAAAGGCAGGCUUCAAGGUCCCCUGAGCUUGCCCCUAUAGGGACCACUCUGGAAUUCCUAUCGUAGUGCACAAAAUUAAUGGAGACCAUUUCUUUCAUUUUUGAAUUUUUCUGAAUUGGUGAACCGAAAAGUUUUGGCAAAGAGUAAAAAAUUUGCACUUUCCCAGCAGUCUCCGAACAUUUUUUUCAAGUUUAUCAAUAUUCUAUUUUAAAGAAAAAAAGUCUAUAAUCAAUCUUUUUAAAAGUUCAAAUUUUUCGUCUUUUUUUGCGAAGAAAAAAAGCCGAAAAAGGGAACUUUAUUGGAUGAAAAAUAUGAUAUUUAGAAUUUUCUCAAUCUUAUCGAUUGAUUCAUCACUUUUUAGAGCAUCGACGCCGCUUCCAAAUCCGAUUUGUUCGUGAAAUAUCCCAAAAAUCGGUCGGUUAUCGGGACUUCCGUCAUCGCCACGCUCUAUUAUUGCUGUCUGUAUCAUUAUGAUGAUAAUUUGGUACUUUGUAUCAUGAUUUUUGUUGUGAAAUGGAUGUUUUUUGAAGACUUCUAUAACCAAUCCGGUGAAUUUCCGAGAAAGAAUGAAAGUCGACGAAAAACAGUACGUUUGGGUGGCCGUGUCCGCCUUGACCCGCCAGAGUCGGUGGGGAAUUUUUGAUUUUUGAUGAUGAAUUUCGAGAAAAUAGGCUUGAAAUGGGAGAUUUGAGCCUUUACAACGCCAGAGGGGGCCCUAUAGGGGCAACCUUUGGGGUCCUUCAAGGGGCCACUUUACCAAACCCUACAGGGGUCACUAGAGCUUGAAAAUUAGCACGACGUCUUUUUAGUUCAAAAAUGUGAACAAAUUUUAAAAGAUCUCUCUAGGGACCACUUAGGAACUGGCUUGCAGAAGUGGCCCCUUUAGGGAUUCAUCUAGUGAUCACUCUAGGGAUCAUAUUUUUGGCCCCGGGACGUUGUUCUAACACUUCUUUUAAUAUGUAGAAUGUGAAAAAAAGGAUUACAAGGCCCCUCUAGGGACCACUUUAGCGUUAGGGGCCUCUGAACCCUCAUAGGGACCACUUGAAUUUUACCCCUAUAGGGGUCCCUUUUUUGUCCUAUCUGAGGCUUAUUUUCUCCCUUAACCCCUAUAGGGGCCACUUGAAUUUUACCCCUAUAGGGAUCACUUUACAGACCCUGAUAGUGGUUACUUUUCCCGUAACCCCCUUAGGGACCACCUACAUCCUAACCCUAUAGGGAUCACUUUACAGACCCCUACAGGGCUCUUUUUAAGCCUUAACCCCUCAAGGGACCACUCUGGCCUUCCUAAGCCUUUUUUUUUUACAAGGAAAGCUGAAUUUUUUCUAGAUGGCCUGACAUUGAGCGACUUUUACAGCCCAGAAACUCGGUCAUAGGAAAUUUACCGGCCCGAGGUUGGAAUUAAUUGAAAAAAAUUCAUUAAUUAAGAUUUUUUUUAGGCAUUUUAUCAUCACUCAACACCAAGUGGAAUUGCCCGUUUUUCCUGGGAAAGCCUCCUGAAAUUGAUCAGCUCGAAUCGAACCGUUCCGCCGAAAGAUGUAAGAUCAGAAAAAUGGAAAAAUGGGAUAUGUUGCUCCAUUGAUAAUUGGGCUCAAAAAAAUUUGUAAUUUUUUUAAAAAAGAAAUGAUAAUUAUUAAAACCCUUAAAAUCGUUAUUUUGUUAUUUUUUUAAGGUUACAGUGUGUUCAAAAGUCGAGUUUCAAAAAAACACAGCUAAAAAAAAAUACCGUAACCCAGCUUUUAUUGCGCCUCGGCUCUAAUGCGAAAACGGCUCGAAAAGACUACAAAAAAGGUCUCGAAGCGAAUUUUGGUAUACGGUAUUUUUUGAAGGAAACAAGGAACCAGUUCUCGUGGAAUGGACUAUAUAGCCUUUUUCGAAUUUUCAUGUUUUUUGUAGCCAUUUUUUGGAUAUUCUGGUGGAGUACCCUUCUGAAAAAUUUCGUGAACUUCAUUUUGAGAGCUUUUCCUUCUUUUUUUAAACUUUUUUCCGAUUAAGGUCACUAUUUUUGGACUUUUUCUUUGACUUAUUGCAAAAAUAUGAUUUUUUCCAGUUCUACUGCCGAUUGUUGCGUGGCGUUAGUGAUCAAGCUGAACGGCUACGUCUCGCCAAAGAGUUUGAUGUUCCUGAGGUUGGUUUGAAGAAAAAAGAAGACCCUAUAGGGGCCACUAGGGCUGUAGAACUUGAAAAAACGGAUUCUAAACCCCUAUGGGGAUCGCUUGAGCUUUAGAGGCCUGAUUUCUGGUGCUAAACCCCUAUAGGGGCCACUUUAGGCUUAGGGGUGCGUGGGGUCUGACCAGAAACCUCUCUAGGGACCACUUGAGCUUUAGGGGCCCGGGGAAUCGACCUUGAAUCCCUAUAGUGAACAAGUAGGAAGUAGUAGACCCUAUAGGGGCCACUUGAGCUUAGGAAGCUCGGGGGUCAGACGCUGAACCUCUAUAAGGAUCAAAGGAGAUGUAGAAGGUCCUAGAGGGACCACUUGAGCUUUAGGGGCCUGAUGUCUGGCCCGAAACCUAUAUAGCGACCGAAUAGGAAGUAAAAGACCCUGUAGGGACCACUUGAGGAGCCUUAAAGGCGUAGUGGUCUGACCCUGAACUCUUCUAGGGACCAAAAAGGGAGUAGAAGAUCCUAUAGGGGCCACUUGUGGUUUAAAGGGCUCGAUGUCUGACCCUGAACCCCUAUAGCGACGAAAUAAGGAAGUAGAAGACCCCAUAAGGACACUUUAGCUUUAGAAGCUCGAUAGUCAGACCCGAAACCUCUAUAGAGACCACUUGAGCUAAAGGAGCCUGAUGUCUGACCUUAAACCCCUACAGUGACCAAAUAGGUUGUGGAAGACCCUAUAGGGACCACUUGAGCCCAAGGGACCCUACGUCUGACCCUGAACUUCUAAAGUGACCAAACAAAAAGGGGAAGACCUUAGAGGAACCACUAGAGUUUUAGAAUCUUGGGGGUCAUAUCCUAAACCCCUAGAGGGGCCACUUGAGCUUGAAGGGCCUGGAGGUCUGACCUUUAACCCCUAUAGUGGGCGCUUUCCGGUCUCCUAUAGAGGCUGUUUCCCCCCUGACCCCUCUAGGGAUCACUCUGACGUUCCUUAGAGCUAACCAAGUCAAAAAUCAGAUAAUCAUCGAGAGUUUGGUGACGGAACGCGACCGCGCAACGUUGUCUUCCUACGCGAUGAAGCUUCCCCCGAAUUCUCCCGAAGCAUUCAAAGCCCUCGCCGCUUUGAAUAAUACGGUAGCCAAUAUUUUGCUGUGUUAUUUUUAAUCAAAAUGAUUAUUUUACAGAGUAUCAAGUGGAAAAGCUGA